CGGCGCAUUUUGAGGCGCGAAAGACGACAGUCGCCGCGGGAAGUCAAAGAAGCUCAACGGACUCCUACAGCGCAAGGUUAAGUCAGCAAGUCAAAGUCAGAGAAACGAAUGGUCUGGCAGCACAUGGUGGAUUCGGAGGAGCUGAAACGCAUCCUAAGAUAGGAUCCUGCGCUUCGCAGCAUCUGGCUGGCGAAGUAUUGCUGCUACCAACCCUUGUCUAAGCAUACAGGAGGCGCUGCAAAAAAGAACCAGGAAACGCAACAAGCGUAAGUUGCCCCUGAUUAAGUUGCACCUGCAUCUAGUACAUAUUCAUAACAGGAGAUGGAAAAGUAUCUGGACAUGGUGAGGGGACCUGUAAUUCACCUGUCCCCUAACUAUUUCAAUCCCUGGCACUGCACGCACCCGUCCACACAUCAGGGUGGCAGAGCCCUCGUCAAGAUGAGCUUGACUGGCUCAAAGAGAAGCCCGCCCCUCGAAGAGCCGGCUCGAGCACGCGUAGAGGUAAGCCCAGGAUCUCCGGUGCCGCCCGUGUCGUUCCGGCGGCCCCGAGGAGAGGCGGAGGGGGAGGAGGAGGGAGGCGAAAGGAAUGAAGGAGAAGAAGGAGGAGGACCCAGGCAGGAGCAGGCGCAUGAGGUAGGGUACCGGGCACGAAGGGCCCAGCAAACAACGCCGGCGGCAAGCAUCAAAAAUCCGCCACUGUGGCUUGAGCACGUGGUGGUGUGGUGUCGCAAGGCCCUACAGAUGUGAGCGCUGCUAAUCGGAUUGUCAAAUCCUCAAGGGGCAGAUCACAAAUUGGCUGGAACUCCCAGACGCUCCGAUAGCUUGCAGCGCGGGUAUCCUGGAGGUCAAAGCAGCCCACACCGACCCCAACAUCCUCCGAGAGCAUUCCGAGAAAUGCUCAAGAAGGCUUAGACAACCUCGGCCCAGGAGGCUAACAACAUCACUGAAGCGCCGCCAGUGUUGUAGGAUUCUCGCACAC
Messenger RNA from Prorocentrum cordatum, 979 nucleotides. The record is from the annotation of a GenBank genome assembly. Lineage: Eukaryota; Dinophyceae; Prorocentrales; Prorocentraceae.